AUGCAGCGAGAGGUGAUCAAGUGGGUGCAGUCCCUUGACCUUUCUGCGCCCAUACAGAACCCAAAGCGUGACUUGGCCACCGGGCACCUUGCGGCAGAGAUCGUGGCGCGCUAUAGCGGCACCAAGUACUUGGAUCUCGAGCGACUUCCCAUGGGCGCCGCGGCGGCCACGAAGCGGGAUGUAUGGUCACAGGUGCAUCGUGCGCUGCAGCAACUCAGCUGCACCACUGUAACGCAACCGCUGAUUGAUGCGGUGCUGCGUCGGGAACCGAACGCGGCUCUCACGGUACUCGAAUACCUCUACGAGCACUUCACCGGUCACACGCUGCCGAUGCACGGCCUAGACGCCGUGGGGACAAGCAAGGACGCGUACGUGCAGCCGCGAAACGCCACCUCCACCGCGAGGCUGCUAGAAGUGACGAGUGGGAAGCCAAACAACAAUUUCAGCAGCAGCGUUGAGAAGGUGACCCUCACUGCAAAAAAGAAGCUAUUCGACCCUGUCACGAGUGCGUCGCAGCUGACUAGCGCGGCCCGCAGUAGCUCGGCGGCGGACGUGAGGUUUGCAGCGCAAGACACCGCGGCAGACUGGCCCGAUGGCGGUGGGGAUGCCUCUGGCAAUGACUCGACACGUGCCCUGCAGCACCGACUGGCCCUCAUCGACAACAGCGAGCUCGCCGGCGGGGCGAAUGCGCUGCAGGCGUACCCGCGCUACGCUCGACCCACCGCCAGCACUCUUGUCCACACCGCCAGCGGCAGCCGAAAGGAUGUCGUGCUGGACAAGCCAAAGUACGCGGUGGACGAGGUUCUUCAGCAGCAGCAGAACGAACGCAUUCUUCACCAGCAUGCCGUGGUGCAGCGACUGCAAGAGGAAUCCGAAGGAGCAACCGUGGAGGGCCCAUCACGCACGCGAACAGGCGCCUCGGCAGUGGAGACCACCACGCCCUCGUUGCCGACGUCGCCACUGCGCGAGAAGGCGGCGUUGCACGCAAACAGGGACGCCGCGGCGGCGGCGCCUCUGACAACCCUGUACCGCGGCCGCUUCUACCGGCAGCCCGAUGCACCAACGGUGACAGGAACAGCCAAGGUGUCCACCGGCCCCCGAAAGGCUAAAAAAGGCAAGCGGGAAGAGGUCGCCACGAAGGCCCAGCGCGGCACCGCAGCGGCAUUGCCUAAGGAUCACGUUAUCGACGCCGACGGCAAGCUGGACCGCCAUGCGGCUGCAGCAUUCGGCGACAUCCUCUCCACUCGCGAGUUCGCUGGCAGUACCAGCGGCGGUGGCGGCACUGACGGAGCUCGCGUCGUGCCGGUGCUGCGUGUCAAUGUUCAUUCAACCUCACUCCAGGCUACUCUGGCGCUGCGCAGCGAUCACGCAGAGCUGCAAGAGCGGGCCGCGGCAUUGUCACUUGAGCACUUCGCCAAGCACAACUACGCCCUGCGUCCAGGUCUUAGCGACAUCCUCGUGGACGUACUGAUCGCGCACAAGCAGCUGCAGCGGCUCCUCGAUUGCUGUGUUGAGGAUGGCAACAGCGAGGUGCUCGACAACGUCCUGGGUCAUCUGCUUGCUCACCGCGAUGAGUUCCCUCCCGCGUGCAUACGGGCCUGCUGGCAGGCUCUCGUGCAACAUGCCGACGGCAUCGUGGCCGUACUCCAAAAGAACCCAGACGAGUAUGGCUAUCUCAUGGAGUCCUUGGCGUUCGCGUUCAGCCGUGAGGCGGCCCAGGUCCCGCUGCUUCACAUAUCACAAACUGUCCCUGUCUCUGGUGAGGCGGAUGAUGCCGAGCAAGAGGAAGGGGCUGCCGCAACAAUGGGUGGGUCGCCGCUGCUGCCGUUCUUCGGUUCGACGCGACGCAGCAUUGCCUUUUCGAGUGGAGUCGUCGCUGGGGCAGGACACACAGCUGCUGCAGCCGCUCGAGGCUGCUCUCCACUCCCUGGGGAAGGGUCGGCGGCUGAAGGCGACACCGCCAGCCCACGACAUCGACGCAGCCUUAGUGAGGCACUCCUUACGGCGACGCACCGAGCGGCUUCUGUGGCGGCCGGGUCUUUCAACACACCUAACUCGGCGUCGUUGUCAUCCCGCCAGAGAGCCAUCAUCGACACCUGCAAUGGCUUGCCGGUCGCUUGCGCCUUCGGCUUUCUCUAUCGCAUCGCGCGCCAGCUCGACGUGCGGACCGCGGCCUACGUGUUGGAGCGGUACGUGCUGCGCAGCACCAAGCCAUUUCUUCUGCGGCACGGCACCGUGGCCGUCCGCGAGGCCGUUGCACGCGUCAUGAGCGCAUCCUUUGUGCCGGCGCCGCCCCCAAACGCCUCUGCUGCUAUUAACGCCGAGAGCAACGGUGAGGCUGUUGCAGCUGCGGCGACGGACUCUGAGGAGGCCUUUGUCCAGUUCCUCACGGGCAAGCUGGCACGCACCCUGCUGGGGCCCUUCCCGACUGCGGGCAACACUCACUGCGGCGCGGCGUCUACCCCGUUGUGUGACAGCCCCGACGACAGCGAGGCGAAGCACGAGACGCACAGCACGCUCCCUCUGCAGCUGAGCCUGCAGCGUGCGUACUGGCUUAUCGUCUUCCACGCUGUUGCAGACUACCCUUGCACCGCUGAUCAUGGAAUGGCUGCGUCUAGCGGCCCUGAUGGACCGCUCGCCGCAUGCGUACGGAACGCCGCGGUGACGUGCUUGUCGUGCACCAAUGCGGACCUCCUCACCAUCGGCGUGGGCCUCACAAUAGAGUACAGCAAGCGAUGGCUUCCUCGCGAUGUGCCGCCGAUUGACGCGGCUGUUGACGACGCAGUGGCGAGCGGGCGCGAUCUACUGUCCCACGUGUUGCCCUCACUCGACGCCGCAGCGGACCAGCUCGCGACACCGUGGUGGCGCACGCGGUCGGCGAACACGUGGGAGUGUCGGUUGAUGGUUCUGCGGCUGUGCAACGCUCUUCUCGCCCACCCGCUCUUCGCCGGUGCAGGGUCACCCAAGGCGAGCGCCGAAAGCUGCAGCGAUGGUGGCAAGGCGACCUCCUGCGACUGGCGCGCCACCAUCGACGCCGCCGCUGCGGAAUGCCUUUGGACGUUUGCCGAGGGUCCGUCGUGGCAGCUGCAGCUGGCACUGGGUGUGGCGGCCAAGUACAUCGACCAAACCUCAGCGCCCACCCUGACCGAUACGUGGCGCCAAUUGCUCUGCAGCAUUCCAGUAGCUUCAUUGCCGACGCAACUGCUACCGUACGACGAAGCGCCGGUGCGCCUGCGGCUGCUGCGCCCAUUGCGGUCAGCGGCAAGCGUCACGGAGGCAGCGGAGAGUGACAGGUCUAAGGGUGCGCAGCCCAGCGCUCGACCACAGCAGGUGCGGAUGUCGUCAUGCCAGAACAACCACGCCGCUCGCUUGCAUAGCGCCACCUCAGCCUUCGCCGGGGAGCCGGAGUCGUGGAUGUGGACUCCGGCGAGGGAGAACGGGGAUGGCUGGCGCAGUCCAGGCACCGGCACCGCCACUUCGGCCACCGCUGAGGCGGCGCUGCACUUUGUGUGGGGCCGCGUCCUGUCCGUCUAUGCGGUGAUGCCUCUCAACCAGACGUGGAAUGUGCAGGGUGUGGUGGAUGCGGUGCUACCGCCGCUGCCUGCCAACGGCGGUACCACCGCCGCGCCGUCACCUCCAGCAGCUCCGGCCAUGGCGCCAGGGUUUCAACUGCUCGUCAUGGCGGCUGCGUUGCUCAGCCCGCCCGCUACCGCAACAACGGCAGUGGCUGCCGCACCGUCGAUGGCCUCGCUGCAUAAGCUGUCGCUCAUGUCACCGGCCGAUGCGGAGCCGGUGGACGUCGGUGAGUUAAGUGGCGCCUUCUGGCUCGCGGCGCUCCGUCGUGCCUGGCCGCUGUUUCAGGCUUGCGGCGUGUCGCACGAGCCCAUGACUCAAGGAUCAAACACAAACAUCACCGAGGAGGCGGCCUCAUCACUGGGUGGUGUGGCCGUCGGCAUGGCCGGUUCUGGCGUGAAUCUGGAGGACUUGCGCACCAUCGUACUCUCUCUUUUCCUCCGCUUCGCGGACGACUCCGCCGUCGCCUCGGCGAUGGCCGCAGCGGACGGAGACGGGGCGAAGCUGUGUGGGAGUGCCAUUCGCUGGGCGGAGGCGAUGUGCAGCGACGCGCCGGCUACUUAUGCGCAAUAA
This is a messenger RNA of Leishmania major strain Friedlin, 4146 nucleotides long. RefSeq lists its product as hypothetical. The coding region runs from base 1 to 4146 and encodes 1381 amino acids. Gene Ontology annotation, molecular function: microtubule binding. The record is from RefSeq and is a predicted model, not a curated record. Gene Ontology annotation, cellular component: axoneme. Lineage: Eukaryota; Euglenozoa; Kinetoplastea; Trypanosomatida; Trypanosomatidae. Gene Ontology annotation, biological process: regulation of cytoskeleton organization. The transcript has a single exon.